AUGGAUCCUGGUGCCGGUGCUGGUGUCGUUGUCGCGCCCAACCCAAAAACAGACCCUGCGCUGUACGAGAACCGUAACGGGGAUAUACUCGGAGCCUCGAUAACUUUGCUCAUUCUUCCUACUUUGGCUGUCACCUUACGUCUGCUGUCAAGAUGGAUGUCAAGGGCUGGAUUCUGGUGGGAUGACGCUACAGUAAUUCUGGCAAUGCUAUUCGCAUGGGGCCCCUGCAUCAUCAUGAUCCUCAGUUCCCAUCACGCAAUGGGCCAUCAUCUCCUCUCCCUAUCACCACUGGACCUAUACUCGUAUUUCAAGUACAACUAUGCUUUCGAAUUCUUGUAUGCGCUUGCUAUGGCGAGCGUCAAAUAUUCCAUCAUCUUGUUCCAGUAUCGAAUUUUCCCUAUCGUCCAAUUUCGGCGCAUCCUCAAGUACUGCGGCCUCUUCGUUGUAGCCUUUACUGUUUCAAUCAUCAUUGUGUUCAUCUGGCAAUGUACGCCAAUCUCCGCCUUCUGGACCACCCUUGCUGGCGAACUCCCCGGAACGCACCCGGGUCGUUGCAUUAAAGUCGAGCUAUUUUUGAUCAUCAUUGGCUCCAUCAACGCUGCUACAGAUUUUGCCCUCUUGGUCUUGCCUAUACCCAUACUUUGGCAUCUGAAGACCGGCACACCACAGAAGCUACUACUGACCUUCAUUUUCAUCAUGGGCAUGACUGUCUGCGCGGUUAGUAUAGUUCGACUGGUCGUAAUCUCCCAAUUCCAUGGAACCGACAUAACCUACGCAUAUGUCUCCGGCUCCAUCUGGACUGCCGCCGAACCCUCAAUAGCCGUCGUAUCCGCCUGCAUUCCCUCCCUCCGGCCACUUUUUGUCCGCGUCGUCUGGGGCGGCACCCACAGGCCUAAACCACCACUCCCCGAGACUUACCCUACCUCUUCAUGGCGCAGCGGCACCAAGAUCCAUCCAGACCGGAGCUUCAACCGGCUGGAGGACAAUAGCUUGCCCAAUAUUUACAGCGGCAACGGAAGCGCGUGGAAUCACAAAACAGAUGUGUACGGUGGGAAGAGGGGAAAGAGAAGGGGCGAGGUGGAUGAAGAGGAGAUUGAGCUAGGUGGCAAUGAGGAGGCAGGAUCACCGACGCCGGUAAACAGGAUUAGAGCGCAGACGACGGUAGUGUUGACAAUUAGCGAGAGGGUGGAAUGGCAGGACGAUCUAUUCUGA
This is a messenger RNA of Letharia columbiana, 1212 nucleotides long. RefSeq lists its product as uncharacterized. Lineage: Eukaryota; Fungi; Ascomycota; Lecanoromycetes; Lecanorales; Parmeliaceae. The record is from RefSeq and is a predicted model, not a curated record. The coding region runs from base 1 to 1212 and encodes 403 amino acids. The transcript is spliced from 7 exons.